AUGGAAUCGCCAAGGUGUGAGCAGAGGAUCACAAAGGUCUCUCUAGCUGAGCUUUUGAGGUGUUUUGAACAUCCUAUAAGUGAGGAGCAAGCCUGGGCCAUCUGCUUUCAGUGUUGCUGUAAAAUGGAGCAGUUGGCUGGGGAGCUGUGCCCACCACUCCAGUCUAUAUUCAUAAAAGGUUGUGGGAGCAUCUUGAUCCAUGCUGAUGGUACUGCUUCCUUCAAGGUCUACCACAAGUCUGAUGUUGGCAGCAUUCAGCAGUCAGAGGACAAGCUGUUGGAAUACUUGGGAGUGGUGAUCUAUGAAGCCCUGGACUGGGGAAUUGACAGCCAACUGGAGCGAGAACUGAGUGGUCCUUUGGAGAAAUUGCUGUGCCUCAUGUUGAAACUGGAUGAUGAGCCAAUUAAACCAGAAGUCACCCUGCAGGAUGUUAUCAAGGCCUGUGAGGAGCACUUGCCCAGGCCUUCUGAGGCUACCAAACAUUAUGAAAUGACCUGUAGGAAUCUGUUUGCUGAAUAUAUGGAACUUCAGAAGCUUGUAACUAUCAUCCAAACCUCCAAAGAGCGACUGAGAAAAAUGGAUGUGGAAGAUUUGGUGGAAAAUCCCCUUCAAAAGAAGAAAAACUGUGGUGCACCCCUGUGGCCCAGUGUCAUCAGUGAACUGCAGGCUGGUGUGAGGCUGCACAAGGCCAGUGAGCGACCUCAGCGUUGUGUGGCUCCAAAAGAACGUGUCCGCUCUCCCUUUGAAUUGCUUUUGGAUGAUAUUCAGCACAAGAGGUACACCCUCCGGAAGGUGAUGGUUGAGCAAAAACACAAGGAUCCCAAAGUUGAUGUAGCUGCUCCCAAGCCUCAUCUAAAGCUGGUGUUGGAGAGGCAGCUGAAAGAGUGUGUGCCAUGUGAGACCAGCUGGCAUGAACAGCCCAUGGCAGAAAUAAAACAACCACAGAAGCUUCAGUCAGCAGCAGCACAGGAAAAAUGGAGCAGGCCCAAAGAAAUGCUUUUGACACCAAGUACAGCCUUGAACUCUCCAAGUGACAGUUUUUUAACUCUCCAAGAUGCCAGUACUGAGUUUAAAGUUGUCAACACUAAAACACAGCAGCUGGGACCAGGAGUUCAGGAAACCACUCCCGAGCUGCCUGACAGUGCCUGUCUUUCUCCCAGCAGGUCAUCACUAGUAUCCUACAACAGCACAGGUUGCACUGCAAAUUCCCUGUGUCCUCCAUGUCCACCCACACCAGGAGAUGUUAAACCCAAGAGUUUCCUGAAUACUGUCCAACAGCAGCUGCCUCCUUACAGAAGAAGGUCCAAAUCUUUAGAGACAGGCCUUCAAAGCAAGGAACUUGACUGUCUCUUUCCUACCAAGUGGCCAUCACCAACCAUCGCUGAGCUGAUUGGAACCAGAUAUUCAGAGAAGGUGCUGGGAGGGCAAGACUUCCUCCAAAGAGGUAGUGAUGGUGUCUUUCUAAGAGCAAAGAUCUGUUUCAGCUGCCGUAAGCAGAUGUUUCUUAAGUGGCCUUACAACUGUUACCUCUGCAGCAGUGUUGUCUGCUGUGACUGCUGCAUCAAGAUGUCAAUGCCCUUCAGAACAUGUGUACAUCUUCCACUUCACUUCCUAAAGUUUUUGAGACUCUCCAGAGAGGACGACCCAGCUACUGAAGAGCAGAAGAGCUCAGAGUUGCUACAUGAAAUAGAGCAUGGGCAGUAUUUUGGUGUACCCAUUAUUUUGGAGCCCCGUUGCCUAGCACGGCCUCUGUGCUGUUACACAAGGGCCAUGGCAGGCUGGCUGACUGCAGACAUCUGUACCUGCUGUGAGCAGUACCUGAUGAAUGUGGCUUCCCGUCAGCAGCAGAGCAUCCCUCCCAGAAGAACUUCCUGGGCUUGAUCCAAACUGCAAUAACUAUACCAUGCAUUUCUCCUGUCACUCGGUCUGUACCUGAAAUAAAUUAAACCGCUUUAUGCAUCUAUUGACAUUAAAGGCCUGAUUAGAAGACCUCCUGGUGGUCAGUCUAAGCAGGAAACACAGUUAGUAUUUCUCUAUUGUGAAGUAUUCUAAAGCUUUGUGAGUUUUGGAACUGUUUUGAUUCUUUUUAU
This is a messenger RNA of Myiozetetes cayanensis, 2090 nucleotides long. Its product is annotated as protein spire homolog 1-like. Gene Ontology annotation, biological process: polar body extrusion after meiotic divisions; actin filament network formation; establishment of meiotic spindle localization. The transcript has 16 exons. Bases 1 to 1881 code for a protein of 626 amino acids. Lineage: Eukaryota; Metazoa; Chordata; Aves; Passeriformes; Tyrannidae. Gene Ontology annotation, molecular function: actin binding. The record is from RefSeq and is a predicted model, not a curated record. Gene Ontology annotation, cellular component: cell cortex; cytoplasmic vesicle membrane.